Messenger RNA from Pezoporus occidentalis (night parrot), 2603 nucleotides. It is a transcript of the gene DNAI7, whose product is annotated as dynein axonemal intermediate chain 7. Lineage: Eukaryota; Metazoa; Chordata; Aves; Psittaciformes; Psittacidae. Bases 540 to 2534 code for a protein of 664 amino acids. Gene Ontology annotation, molecular function: microtubule binding; beta-tubulin binding. Gene Ontology annotation, cellular component: axoneme. The transcript has 15 exons. The record is from RefSeq and is a predicted model, not a curated record.
UGCCAGGAGGAUGGUGCCAUGCUCUUUUCAGUGGUGCCCAGCAAUAGAACAAAGGGCAAUGGCCAUAAACUGAAACACAAGUUUCACAUCAACAUGGGGAAGAAAUUCCUUAAGCUGAGGGUGGCAGAGCACUGAACAGGCUGCCCAGGGAGUUGUGGAAUCUCCCUCUCUGGAGACAUUCAAAACCUGCCUGGACACUUUCCUGUGCAACCUGCUCUUGAUGGCCCUACAUUGGCAGGGAGUUGGACUGGAAGAUCUCCAGAGGUCACUUCCAACCCUAAUGAUCCUGUGAUUCUGUGAAAUUUGGAAGAGGAACAGGCAUCUCCAGGACACUAAGGAUAUGUGCCUCUUGCUAGGAGGCUGAGUACUGUUUCUGCAAACCUACCAGAGAAGAGGUGUCUGAUGCCAAAAAGAAAGCUGAACUACGGAUAUUACAGAGAGAAGAAGAAGAAAGGACGAGGAGAGAGCAAGAGGAAGCCAAAAUUCAAGCUGAACUAGAAGAAGCAGCAAAACUUGAAAAGGAGAGACUUGAACAAGAGAUGAUGACAAAGCUUGCGGCAAAAGAUCGAGAACGAAGGGAACUGGCAGAACUUCAUUCACUGGAACAGAAGUUUUUCUCUGCAGAGCAAUGGAAAAUUGAUUAUAGAGCACAUGCAAAGUGGGAGCAUUACCUCAGUUGUGAUGAAAAUCCUGACCCAACUGUACUGCGGGAAAUAAAUACUUUCAUGAGCUUAUGGCGUGAAGAUCAAAAUAAGGACAUUAAACUUGUGAUGGAGAAAGGGGAGCAGGUGCUAAAUUUAAUUGAGAAGUUGCAGCUUCUUUUAUUGGAUGCAUCAUCAAAUCAGUUAACAGAAAAAGAAAUAGUCCAGUACCAGGAAUCUAUUUUGGAGCUGCAGAAUCUGCUUCAUGAGAAGUACAAUGGAGCUACAGAGCACCUGCUUAAAACAGCCUGUAUGUAUGAAGAUUCUGAAACUGGAAAUAUGCAUGCAGUCAUAAAGGAUAAAAAUGUCACUUUCUGUAUCUGGGUCAACUUGAAGAAGAAAGUAAGGUUCAAAAGUCAUAUGUUUUGUGAUGCACAGCAUGGAUUUGAUCUUCCAAAGUCACUGGCUGUGAGCAGUGUUGCUGUUCGCAUAUUGCAUACUCAUUAUGAUCAUGUGUCUCCACUUUGGCUGCAGUGUCAGAGUGUGCCAAAAUUGGAAGUCUUAGAUAGCAAAGAGUUAAUUCAGGAUUCAAAAGAUGAUGUAGAACCAGGAGAAGAGGGAAACAAAGCCAAUGAAGACCCCAGCAUGCCUGUUAAAGAAGAGCCCAGCAUGCCUGCUGAAGAAAAAACAUGUGGUAGGAGAAAGAGUGUUGGCUCAUUCCAAGAAAACAUCAGUAGCAUAGCUGAUGUAAAUGAGACAGGGGAGGAAGCUGAGAAGAAAUCAGAAAUCUUGGACAUAUCAUCACUAUCACUAGCUCAGGAGCCACUGAUACAGGAAGAGAUGAGUGAAAAAGAAGAGCCAAAACCAGAUGAAAACAUUGUUGACUUGCAGCAGUUUGUACCCGUGGGUGGUGUGUACCAUAUUGAUGCUCUGCAGGUUCCACGUCAGGUCAAACGAAUCAAGGACUGGAGUAUGGUGGAGUUACAUAAUGUUGGAUUGGAGGCAUAUCCAUAUCCCCCAGAAGAAGCUGAAGAUGCCACACAUCCACCAAUAGAGAUAACCCUUAGGCUUUCUGACAAUGUGAUGUAUUUUGCAGCUCCUGUGAUAGCCCGCUGGGAACCUGCAGGCCAGCAGUGGAGAACUGAUGACAUUAGCAACACAACAUAUGAAACAGCAGAAAAGAGUAUCACCUUUAAGAUGGGGGCCUUUUAUACAAUAGCACUUCUCCAGGAUGCUCAUAUCAACAUGCCAUAUCAGGGAUGGGAACUGCAACCUACUGGCACAGAUGAAGCACUACUUAUAGUUACUACAGUCUUUGCAAUGAUUCAUAUACAAAUCAAGGGUAAUCAGUGUAUGUUGUCUUCAGUAGUGGUGGAAGAGAAGCAGGUGCUUUCCCACAUCACAGGAAAAUGGAUAAGUCCACUUAACCUAAGAGAAGUUUUGAAAAAAGCUGGUGUGAAUAUUUUUCCAGGAGAGCGUUCUUACACAUACCUCUCUCUGAACAAGAAGGCACCCAUAGCAGAAGCUAAGGCCUAUCAGCAGAUGGCACUGCUUGCAUCUGCUUUUGCUUUUGGCAGGAGCAAGUGGAAUCUAGAAGCAGGCCAAGAGCAAGUAGUGUUCAAGGUAAGUGAGCAUCUUAAAGCAGAAUCUGUCAAAGACUGGUCUCUUUAUCUGUUUAAUGGUCAGAAAGCACAAAAGCUCAAGAUCACCGAAAGCAGUGAAGCUUUUUCAGAAGAGAGAGAGGAAGAUUCUGAAUUUCACUCCACAAUCUACCAUAUGCUUAAGGACUUUUCCAGCAAAGAAGCAAUAGAUAAAGUGGAAACAGCUAGCUUCCUGUUCACUGAUGUUGUAUAUCAGCUACUCCUCGCUACAAGAGUUUUAACAUACUCUUAAGUACUGCCUGCUUCUCUUUAAAACUUUAUUAGCAAAAGCUUUCAAUAAAGUUACAUUUCAAGUCUCAAA